This is a messenger RNA of Mizuhopecten yessoensis (Yesso scallop), 1302 nucleotides long. Its product is annotated as potassium voltage-gated channel protein Shaw-like. The transcript has 2 exons. Gene Ontology annotation, cellular component: membrane; voltage-gated potassium channel complex. The coding region runs from base 1 to 1302 and encodes 433 amino acids. Gene Ontology annotation, biological process: potassium ion transmembrane transport; protein homooligomerization. Gene Ontology annotation, molecular function: protein binding; voltage-gated potassium channel activity. Lineage: Eukaryota; Metazoa; Mollusca; Bivalvia; Pectinida; Pectinidae. The record is from RefSeq and is a predicted model, not a curated record.
AUGGCAACGGACGCUAACACAAAAGACAAAGUCAAAUUUAACUUAAGAGGUGUUCUGUUUGAAACAAAACGCUGUACUCUGUGUUCCUUUCCAAACACAUUGCUCGCCUCUCUUGACUCUAACUCCGAAUAUUGGGAUGAGGGUCGUGGUGAGUAUUUCUUCGAAAGGGACCCUGGAGUAUUCAACUCAGUUCUUAACUUCUACAUCAUGCACGCACUUCAUGUACCAAAGAAUAUCUGCGGUUCAGUAUUUCGUAAAGAAUUAGAAUUUUGGAAAAUCCCCGUGUCUUACAUUUCUGAGUGUUGCUGGAAGCAAUACUAUGAGGUUGAUGAGACAGCGGACAUAAAUGACGUUCUGAGGACAACUGGUGAUGAAAUUGUACCUUCGUCAAAGGAAGAAAACGUCAGUUAUGAUGGCAUCAGAUACAAGACAUGGGUUGCCCUUGACAACCCAAAUAUAUCAAAAGCAGCGAUGAUUUGGAACAUAAUCUAUACGGCGGUCGUGAUCGUGAGUACGCUGGUUUUCUUCUUAGCGUCCUUGCCUGAUCAUAGAUCUGAACUCUACUUCUCAACCCUACAACCGGCAUAUGUCAACUAUACCAUUCCAUCCGAGAAACUCCGAAUUUACUACAUGAAGGAUAUGGACCCAGGACUGUUUGUCGUUGAAUAUAUUUGUAUGGUCAUAUUUACUCUAGAAUUUGUUCUGUAUCUCAUAGUAUGUCCAUGUCGACAGGAGAUCAUACGCAGCCCUAUGCGGGUCAUCACCAUACUGCUGAUUGUGAGCAUGUGGGUGACUUUUAUAUUUGAAUUUCACAAAGGAAAAAUGAUUGAGUCACAAAGUACUGCCAUAAUUUUCAUGGUUGUUCGAUUCUUUACUGUUUUAAGGGUGGUUUUAAUUCUACGACUAGAACGACAUUUUCGCGCUUUUCGUGUUUUGCUACAUGCUAUCAGAGCAAGUCUGAAGGAGUUGUUCCUCUUAUAUAUUUCCUUUAGCAUUACUACCGUCAUCUUCGCCUGUGCUAUAUUCUACGCAGAGAUCUUUUAUGACGGUACCUAUGACAACCUCUUCAUUGCGAUGUGGUGGGUCAUCAUUACCUUGACAACAAUAGGAUAUGGAGACAUCUACCCUACUACAACUAUGGGGUACAUCGUGGGGGCAUUUUGUGCCGUUUGUGGGAUAGUAUUACUUGCAUUGCCUAUCGCUAUCAUUGCUGCCAAUUUCGCUGGUUAUUAUACCCACAACAGCGCCAGAAUGCGACAUUUGAAGUCAGUGCGCGAAGAAGCGAAAUCAGCAACAUGCUGA